AUGUCAGAGAAACCGACAGAACGCAUCGCCGCGACGCCGUCCUCGGACGGUCGCAGCACGCCGACCGCUGUUGAGCAGCCGAAUAUCCAUGACGGCAGUCCGACGUCCAAGCAGCUCGUCCAGCGCAGAAAACCAAUCGCGGCCUGGCGUCUCGUCGUCAUCUUUGCAUGUAUCGGCAUCGGCCUCUUCCUCUCGCUCCUCGAUGCCACCGUCGUCGCAACCAUGCUCAUCGAUAUUGGCCAAGAAUUCAACGACUUUCGCACCUCAUCCUGGGUCGUGCUCGCCUACACCCUCACCGAGGUGGGCUUCGCCGUCGCCAUGUCCCGACUCUCCGACGCGUUUGGGCGCAAGACGGUCGUGUGCACGUCGUUUUUUAUAUUCCUUGUGGCUUCCAUGGGUUGCGGCGCAUCCAAGACGCUCGACCAGCUUAUUGGAUUUCGCGCUGCCCAGGGUGUUGGCGGCGCAGGUCUCUAUGCCAUGGCUAUGAUUACCUAUCCCGAGCUGAGCCCGCCUACCAAGGUGGUCUACGUGACGUCGGCGCUGGGUGUCAUUGUCGCAUUUGCAGGCGUACUUGGACCUGUUCUCGGCGGACUACUGACUACAUAUGUCAAUUGGCGAUAUGCAUUUUGGAUAAACGGCCCGUGCGCAUUCGUCCCCCUCGUCUUAUUACUUUUCGUUUGGCCAAAGGACUACCAACUCUUUGUCAAAAUCGACUUUCGACUACUCGACUAUUUCGGCGCGCUUCUCGUGCUUGUAGGCACCAUCCUGCCCGUCUUCAUCAUCAACCAGGCCGCCAUCCGUGACUACGCGUGGAACAGCGCAACAGCCAUUAUUGUACUCAUCCUCGGCGGCCUAGCCUGGCCAAUACUAGUAAUUUGGCAACGUAUUCUGGCCAAGUCACCUCGAUUCAGCCAUAUACGGCCGCAACUCCCGUGGCGCAUCCUAUCGAGCCGCGUGCUCAUGGCUGCCAUCAUCGACACUUUAUUAUCCGGUUUCGUUCUGCUACUCGCCAUUAUCAACAUUCCUCUGCGUUCGCAAAUCGUCAACGUCUAUGAGCCAGUCAAGGCCGGCGUUCUGCUUCUUCCCAUGAUGGGCGGCGGCGCUGUCGGCUGUGCCAUUGGCGGCGGGCUGUCGCUGCGUCGCAACAAUACAUUUCCCACACUCUUAGCCGCCAGCGUGAUUAUCGCCGUAGCAUGUGGUAUUCUGACGACGCUAGAAGCCGAAUUCAUCCCGCCGCGACGACAAUGGGCCGCUGAGGUGAUUCUUGGACUAGGGCUGGGCUUGAAGCUGUCGAGCUCGACGUUUUUGUCAGUGCUAGAGUCUGAGUUUGAAGACCACGCUAUAUCGCAGGGCAUUAUUGCCCAGAUGCGCGUGUUUGGCGGCAGCCUCGGCGUGGCAAGCAGCAUCAUUGUGCUCAUCAACAAGAUCCAGACGGUUCUUGGGGACAACCUAUCCGAGUCCCAGCUACAAGACUUUUACCGCAACCCGCUAAUCAUCCUAACAUUUGCGCCCGACAAUGCGACCAAAGCGCGCGAUGCAUUUAUCGAGGGCUUCCGGGAAGACAUGUACAUUUGCAUCGGCAUGUCGUGCGCGUCAUUUGUGGUGUCGCUGUUUACAUUUCAGCGACAUCCGCCGUCUGUCAAGUCAAAGCUGGCGAGCCUCGAGGCCGAGUUGGCGCAAUUAAACGAGGCAGCCGUGGUGUGA
[Torrubiella] hemipterigena is the source of this 1704-nucleotide messenger RNA. The record is from the annotation of a GenBank genome assembly. Lineage: Eukaryota; Fungi; Ascomycota; Sordariomycetes; Hypocreales; Clavicipitaceae.